UGUAGCCUGUACUCUGUAGAGCCACUCAUUUUUACGAGCUGAAAGAAGUCUUUUGGGAAGCUUAAAAGCAAUUCCAUUUCUUUUUCCAUUCAAAUUACAGUUUGGAAUAUCUCAAUUCCUGCCUCCUUCCUUGCUCCGAUCGUGGUUGGCUUCAACUUCAUGAAAAUCAAACAUUUCCUGUUUCCAUAUCCCCCAGUCCACUUUUAUCUCUUAAUGCUCUCCAAUCUCUUCUCACUUGUAUUCCCUUUUACAAGUACCACAUCCUUCAACUUCCCCAGUUUCAAUUCUCAAGAUAAAAACAUAUCAUAUGAGAGAGCUUUCGCCGAAAACAAAGUUAUCCAACUCACCGCCAUUCGGGACCAACCAUGGACCGUGGGUCGUGCUACAUAUCACAGUCCAAUGCACCUUUGGGACAAUGCCUCAAAAAACCUCGCAGAUUUCACUACCCAUUUUUCUUUUGUCAUCGCUGCCACCACGCCAAAUAAAACUGCAUAUGCAGACGGGCUUGCGUUCUUCCUAGCACCUGUUGAUUCACAGAUUCUCGAUACAACAUAUAGUGGUGGGACCUUGGGUCUUACUUCCUCUGGUCUGGCACUAAACUCGACGACAAAUGAUUUUGUCGCAGUGGAGUUUGAUAUCUUUAAAAAUGAUUGGGAUCUGCAGGACGAACAUGUUGGUAUUGACAUCAAUUCCAUGGAAUCUGUUGCUAAUGCGUCGUGGUGGAGUAGUAUCUCGAUUAGAGAAGGGAAAAAAAAUGAAGCUUGGAUUAGUUAUAAUUCUACUUCUUAUAAUUUGAGCGUUAGCUAUACUGGUCUUGAAAACAAUGUCACUGUAUGGCAGUUCCUUUCUUUUAAUGUUGACUUGAGAAAACACCUACCCGAAAAAGUGACAUUUGGAUUCUCAGCCGCAACAGGAAAUUCUUCUGCAAUGCAUACCAUAUGCUCGUGGAAUUUCAGUUCCAGUUUGGUAAUCGAUGAUACCAAAACUAACAAAACUAACAAUAAGUUAGGAUUAGGCGUGGGUUUGGGUGCUGGUGGAUUGGUUUUGGUUGCUGGGUUGGCUUCGGUUCUGUUGGUCUUGUGGAAGAGGAGUGGGAGGGAUAAAGAAGAUGAUCGUGCCUUUGCUGAGUACAUGGAUGCCGAAUUCCAAGAGGGAACAGGGCCAAAAAGGUUCUCAUUCAAGGAAUUAGCUCGUGCCACGAAUAAUUUUAGUGAUGAAGAAAAGCUAGGCCAGGGAGGAUUUGGUGGCGUUUAUAAAGGAUUUUUAAGGGACUCCAAUUUCUUUGUUGCUAUUAAAAGGGUAUCAAAAGGAUCUAAGCAGGGGAUGAAGGAGUAUGCAGCAGAAGUAAAAAUUACCAGUCGAUUGAGACAUAGGAAUUUGGUACAACUCAUUGGUUGGUGCCACGAAAGAAGAGAACUCCUACUUGUCUAUGAGUUUAUGCCGAAUGGAAGCUUAGAUUCUCAUCUUUUUAAAGAAGAAAGGUUAUUGAUAUGGGAAGCAAGGUACAAAAUAGCUCAAGGCUUGGCAUCUUCCUUGCUUUACCUGCAUGAAGGAUGGGAACAAUGUGUGGUUCAUAGGGACAUAAAAUCAAGCAACAUUAUGCUUGAUUCAAACUUCAAUGCUAAACUUGGGGAUUUUGGCCUAGCUAGGCUUGUGGACCAUGCCAAAGGGUCACAAACUACUGUUUUGGCCGGCACCUUUGGCUACAUGGCUCCCGAAUGUGUCAUCAUUGGCAAGGCAAGUAAGGAAUCAGAUGUGUACAGUUUUGGAAUUGUAGCUCUAGAGAUAGCUUGUGGAAGGAAACCAAUCAACCCCAAGGCCCCUGAAGAUCAAGUUGCCUUGGUGGAGUGGGUUUGGGAGCUUUAUGGAAAAGGAGAGGUGCUUGGAGCGGCUGACUCAAGGUUGGGCAGAGACUUUGAUGGGGAGCAAAUGGAGCGCUUGAUAAUUGUUGGGAUGUGGUGUGCUCACCCUGAUCGCAACCUUAGGCCUUCAAUUAGGCAAGCAAUUCAUGUUUUCAACUUUGAAGCUCCAUUACCUCUUCUCCCAUCAUGUAUUCUCGGGCCAACAUAUCUUCCUCCAACAGUGAAUAGAUUUUCAACGCCACUUUCAAUGUCUGAUGGUGCUACCGAUUUCGAGCGCGAAAAAACGUGGUAUUCAACCUAUAGUCAGAACACCGAGGGCUGGUUUGGAGAGUAAAGUUAAAAUGUUGUAAGAAUAUAGUUUUAUAAUAUAAUUUUUAUUUGGAGAUUUGAAAAA
Carya illinoinensis is the source of this 2256-nucleotide messenger RNA. RefSeq names its product L-type lectin-domain containing receptor kinase IX.1-like. Lineage: Eukaryota; Viridiplantae; Streptophyta; Magnoliopsida; Fagales; Juglandaceae. Bases 160 to 2196 code for a protein of 678 amino acids. The transcript has a single exon. The record is from RefSeq and is a predicted model, not a curated record. Gene Ontology annotation, biological process: protein phosphorylation. Gene Ontology annotation, cellular component: plasma membrane. Gene Ontology annotation, molecular function: ATP binding; protein kinase activity; carbohydrate binding.